Molecule: messenger RNA, 687 nt
Organism: Truncatella angustata
Lineage: Eukaryota; Fungi; Ascomycota; Sordariomycetes; Amphisphaeriales; Sporocadaceae
Product: acyl-CoA N-acyltransferase
Exons: 2
Coding region: 1-687 (228 amino acids)
Molecular function (GO): acyltransferase activity, transferring groups other than amino-acyl groups
Source: RefSeq, a predicted model, not a curated record
AUGACGUUUGCAGUGCUGCCCGCGCUCAUUCCCGACAUUAGCCCGGUGUAUGAUGUGUAUUUCGAAGCCUUUAAGAAUGGGAAGGUCCUAGAGUUUCUAUUUCCAGGAGGCGUUGAUCGUCAAGCCCACAAACAUGGCAUAACGUUGUGGUGGCAUCAGGAUUUGAAUGGCUAUACCAUCAAGUGUGUAGACGCAGAUACGGGUUCCAUCGUGGGCAUGGCUCAGUGGGAGGUCUUUUGGCGACCGGGAAAACAGAACCUUUGGAUGUUGCCGAAAGGAGCAGAGUGGCUCAAGGGGGACAAGCGCAAAAAGGCAGAGAGUAUACUUAUUCCCGACUGGACCAUGAGAGACAAGUUAUUUGGUGGGCGGAAGCACGUCUAUUGCGUAACGAUGGCUGUACACCCAAAGUACCAACGGAAGGGUAUUGGCCGGUCCCUCACUCAGUGGGGCGUCGAUAUCGCCGAGCAGUUGGGCCUUCCGAUCUAUCUUGAAUCCACUGACGCAGCUGUGCCGCUGUAUGAGUCCGUUGGAUUUCAGAGAGUGACACACGAGACACUUGUCCAUAAGGCAAUACUCACGGGCCAGAAAGAGGAUGUAGUGGUGCCCAUAUUCGUUAGGAUGCCAAGUAAGGCCAAUGGACUCUCGUUCCAAGAAUGGGCAGGCAAGGGGUACCCAGAUUCGUACUGA